Molecule: messenger RNA, 3490 nt
Organism: Sorghum bicolor (sorghum)
Lineage: Eukaryota; Viridiplantae; Streptophyta; Magnoliopsida; Poales; Poaceae
Exons: 2
Coding region: 544-3171 (875 amino acids)
Molecular function (GO): protein binding
Source: RefSeq, a predicted model, not a curated record
CAUCCGUUGUUGACGCCGCACACCCACCGGAGCUGCUUUAGGUCUUCCUCAACACACUUCCCUAACCUCCAUCCUCCCGAGAUCCUCCGCAUAGGAGCCCCAGCACCGAAUCCCCCACCCUGGACACACGCCCCGAUCGGCCGCCUUCUCCGUCUUCGCCACCGGCCCGGGAUUACAGGAUUCGCCGCGGGAAGCAAGCUGGCCCCAUCUGGUCUCCGGCGGUCACUCUGACAACCUGGCAAACGCAUAUCCGGCGCCCUUUCGGCUUGUAUAUCAACUGUGGAAGAGGGGGCGCCGGUGUUGACCAAGCUGCCGCGGCUGACACGCGGGAGUAUGUGUUCGUUUCGGACUCCGGGAGUCCGCGUCCGACCGAUCUCUCUCUCUCUCUCUCCCUUAUAAAAGUUGGGGAAAGGAGAGGUUUUUGCAUCUUUGGGGGCAAUUUACGAAUCAUCUUGUCUUAACCAACACGCCGCGGACGCCUUCUACGCCGAGAUUAUAAUUCAGGGGUGCAGAUUAUCUCAUAGUUGAUCAAUUUUGGGUGACAUGAUGAUCGGGAAUAAGAGAAGGGCUGUAGCAUCUGGUGCUGCACAUUUCCUGCCGGAGGAGAUGAUGACAGAGGUGUUCCUACGGCUGCCUGUCAAAUCCAUUCUUCGCUUUCGGGCCGUCUGCCGGUCCUGGAAUGCAGUGCUUUCAUCCGAUGAAUUCUGCUGCCUCCACAUGGCCAGGGCUGAAGCAGAGCCAGCGCCUCCUAGUCUGUUCUUCACUUCACCAACAGCUGGUUUUGACGCCACUGCGGUGUACUUGAGCUCAUCAUCAGGCCCCGAUGACGGCCUGCUGUUCACUCUUGAUGAUGUAUGUGGCGGUGACUUCAUCCACAUGACACCUGCACCGUGCCGUGGCCUCACCCUCCUACACGAUCCUUUUGCACCAGCUUACUAUGUCUUCAACGCAUCCACAAGGGCAGUUACCCGGUUGCCCCCGUGCCACAAUGCGCACUAUGUGACCGCUGGGCUUGGGUUUGAUGCCCGGACGAAGAAGUACAAGGUGGUGAGGUUAUUCCGAGGGGAUCCUGGUGAUAAGCAGCAUAUCAAGUGCGAGAUAUACACGCUGGCGUGUGAUCAUGGGAAUGGAUGGAGGCCGCCUGCUGCAGGUGUACCCUUCAGAUUCUGCAGGGCUGCUGUGGCAGCCAUCCACCAUGCUAGAUGGGAUAAACUGCUGCCAGUAUAUGCGAAUGGGUGUCUGCAUUGGCUUCUCUGUCUCUCAUUCAUCGUUAAACGGCCACGAGCUGCCAUCCUAUCCUUUUCUGUCACAGAUGAGACCUUUGCAUGGGUCCGGUCGCCGCCGUUUGAAGCAUCAGGUGUGCACUUGGUGGAGCUUGCAGGCCACCUGUGCAUGGUCCGGGACCUUCGUCAUGUUGGCGUGCUAGAGAUUUGGAAGCUGAAUGACUGUAGCUCUGGUGGUUGGUCAUUGGAACAUCGCAUUGAUCUGUUGCAGCAUGUUGGCAGAGAUGUUGUAAUUGAGCCUGAGAUUGUUAGAGUUAUUGGUUCUGUUGGCAGUUGUGUGUCCACAAAGAGGAUAGUCAUUGCUACAUCCAAACGCAAGGUGAUUGUCUAUGAUCCCGUGUCUCAGACUGUAGAAACUGUCACUGCAAUCAGAGAGACCCAUUCAUCUUACCAAGCUGAAAAUCUUGCUCUUACUAGUGUCUCCCUGUUUCAAGAGAGCCUGGUUCCAGUGCAUCAGACAAAUGAAGAGAGGGCCCUGUCAGCUCCCCUGGCUAAAGCGACUAGGGAGAUCUUGCUCCGACUCCCAGGUGAUUGUACCAUGCGAUUCAAACUUGUCUGCAAGCAGUGGCUUAGCUUGAUUGAGAGUAACAGCUUUGUGCACUCUUAUCACUCGCAUAACAACAUGGACAAGAGGCCCAAGAUCAUGCUUGUGGGCAAGGGCAUCACUUGGGAUCGCAUCACUAGAGGAUCAGGCUUCAGUUUUACUCCCUGCUCAAAGUUGCUCCAACGUGCUCGUAGACAUGAUAUAUGGCUUGACACGAAGGUGGUUUGCUCCAAGCCUUGCCAUGGCCUGAACCUGCUAAGCACUGAGCUGAAGGACUAUCUCUACAACCCCUGUACAGGUUUCUGUCGUAUGUAUCACACUCGAGGGGAGGCAUCCGUCCACGUACCCUGGAAUAUUCGUAGCUAUGGUUGUGUACCAGAAUGCCUGCAUGCUUUUGCAGUUGGCAGCAAGAAUGUUGGCCUGGGGUUCAAUCUGUCGACGCAGGAUCACGUGAUUGUUGAAAUGUUUUACCACAUGAAGGACUUCAAAUCCCGUCGAUAUUUCUUGACAUGCAUAGUGUCCGAGUGUACAAGGGGCUCUGUCAGUGACGGCUUCCCGCCACCUCUGCCUGUGAGUGACAUGCCGCCGGUGUAUCUUGCAGGAGUGCUCUACUGGAUGACUGAUCCAAGGUUGGGCGAAAGUGAUGCGAGGGCUGUUGUGUCGUUUGACAUAACAAGAAGUGAAUUUAGUGUCAUCCCCUGUCCGCAAUGUAUUGCUAAGUGGAACUGCGGAAUUGCUUCCAGUGCUUUUCUGGUUGAGCUUGAGGGGACAUUAUGUGCUGUUCUUGCAGACCCUGAUGCAGAAGAGCUAAGUAUUUGGAAGCGAGAGAAUGGUCAGUGGCAUAGCGCAUACACGGUGUAUUUGGAAGGUUGGCCAGGCUAUUCCCUUGGGGCAAAUGUUGUGGUGCCAUGGGCUAUCGAUCCCAAGGACGGGAAGAUCUUGCUAAACACGGGGAGGAAAUUGGGAUUCUAUGAUCCAGCAAGGCGUUUUAUUGAGAACCUGUAUGAUCUUGAAGAGGUGCUGCGUGUCAGGAGUACAGAGCAAUCCUCUCAUAUUGGAGUCCCUGAAAAUCUUUGCAUUGCCAAAUGCAAACAUGAUGUUGAGAGGUUCUGUUCACAGAAAUCACUUUUUGUGCAGCACAAGGUUUCAGAUGAUCCUUCGCCUGCUUUAUCUGGAAAUAGUUCUGCAUGCUCCAGCGGAGAGCAAUGUUUGGAUAGAAGAAAUUCAUUACAUACUGAAAUAAUACCCUUGGUCCCUAUAUUAUACGGGGAGAGUCUGACAAGUUUUCCCCGAAAGCGCAAAUCAAACGUUUUAUUAGAUAUUUUAGCAUCACAAUUUCCAUAAUACUAGUCCAUCAAUGUAUAUAAUGUUUUAUCAUGUUCAUGUCCAAUUGGAGAUAGGCUGGUAAACUGGUGCUCCUAGGCUGGUUACUUGAGAGUGCACAUGCAGAAACUAUUGGUGACGGCCACCGUCAUUUCAGAUCCUUUGGUAGGCAGAAAGUGUUCCUGUGUUUUUUCUGAACCAGUUUCUUUUGUUCACUGCAUUAUGUAUAAAAGCGAAAAAUCAUUCCCUUUAACCUUUAAUCAUUUCUGGAGUUUGUGGUGCUGUUGUGUAAUCGAGUAUUUCAGAUGUUAGAUGCCUUAUUACUUUUAGUUGUCAGAUA